AUGCAUAUACCACCCAGCCACCCCGUCGCUGCAGGCCCAGCGACAGCACUACAAAGCUUAAUACCCACAUCCACGUCCGUACCCUACGCCGCGCUAUCAUGGAUAUCGAAAGACGCCCACGGAGGCGGAGGAGGCGGCGGCGGAUACACAGAGAACUGGAGCAGUCUAAUCGGCAUCAUCACCGCCAUAAUAGGCAACGUGCUCAUCUCGUUCGCACUAAACAUGCAGCGAUACGCGCACAUACGGCUAGACCGCGAAUUCCACGAGAAAGAACGGCAGAGGAAGAGGCGGAAGGCGGGCAUGGACGAUGCGGGGAGAUUGGCAGAGGAGGUGCAGAAGAUGGGGUUGAGUCAUAGGAGGAGUGAGGGCAUGGUUGAGCAGCGGAGACGGAGAAGUAAUGGCGAGGAAGACGAUAUCUUCGAGGCGUCCGAGAACGAUCCGUUGAUACCACGGGAUACGAGACCGGCUGUGGGAAGAGAAGACAGUGCUGAGUCGGCCAAGCAGGAGGUGUUCAAGCAGACGUCGUAUCUCAAAUCGCCGUAUUGGUGGUUCGGCAUCAUCCUCAUGACAAUCGGCGAGGCGGGGAAUUUCCUCGCAUAUGGAUUCGCGCCUGCGUCUAUCGUUUCGCCCCUUGGUGUCGUUGCGCUUAUCUCGAAUUGUAUCAUCGCGCCGUUUAUGCUCAAGGAGCCUUUUCGCAAGAGAGACGCCCUGGGUGUUGUUAUUGCUGUUGGGGGCGCGGUUACUGUUGUGCUUUCGGCGAAUGACAAUAAUCCCAAGUUGGGCCCGGGAGAGAUCUGGGAUUUGAUCAGAAGGUGGGAAUUUGAGACGUAUCUAGGGAUUACGGUGGGGGUUAUUGCGUGCUUGAUGGUGGCGAGUAAUCGGUAUGGGGAGAAGAAUAUCUUGAUUGAUUUGGGACUUGUGGGGUUGUUUGGCGGAUACACAGCGUUGUCUACCAAAGGCGUUGCUUCGCUACUUUCAUACACGCUUUGGCGCGCCAUCACCUUCCCCGUUUUCUAUCUCCUGGUAGCCAUCCUCGUCGGCACAGCAGUAAUGCAGAUCAAAUACGUCAACCGAGCUCUCCAGCGCUUCGACGCGACGCAGGUCAUCCCCGUCCAGUUCGUCCUCUUCACACUUGCCGUCAUCGGCGGAUCUGCAGUCCUCUACCGCGACUUCGAACGAACCUCAGGAGAAGACGCUGGGAAAUUCGUCGGCGGAUGCGCCUUGACUUUCUUCGGCGUCUGGCUCAUCACCAGCGGCCGUCCAUCAAACCAUGAGGACUCAGAUUCCGACCACGACCCAGAGCCCGAAGACGCCAUCCACCUCGCCGGCGAAACCUACACAGACGCCAUCAACGAGCCCAGCGAAGAGGUCGCUGGAAGUACACGCCGUUCCUCAACCACACGGGCACUCUCCCCACCCGCAUCCGUCCAACGCCGCUACCACGACGAAACCGAAGAAGACACACGCCCCUCAACCCCAAACAUAACAUUCACCCCCACCGACCCCUCCACCCCACCAAACCCCACCCGCCCCGCCACCGCCGACAUAAUCUCCUCCCUCGUCGCAAACCCCUGGUCCCACCCCAACGAACCCACCCACCGCACCCCACCCCUAAACCGGCACACAUCCACCCCCGUCCUCCCCUCUGAAGCCGCACCCGCACCCUUAGUCUCAGUCUCCGACACCCAUCUCCCCCCACCUAGCACGCCUACGCGGGGCAAAUCGUCGAAUGAAGUCCCCACGACGCCGGGAUCGGGAUUUGAAACGGGGGGGUAG
Messenger RNA from Alternaria ethzedia, 1776 nucleotides. RefSeq lists its product as uncharacterized. Gene Ontology annotation, molecular function: magnesium ion transmembrane transporter activity. The record is from RefSeq and is a predicted model, not a curated record. NCBI's taxonomy places the organism in Eukaryota, Fungi, Ascomycota, Dothideomycetes, Pleosporales, Pleosporaceae. Gene Ontology annotation, biological process: magnesium ion transport. Bases 1 to 1776 code for a protein of 591 amino acids. The transcript has 3 exons. Gene Ontology annotation, cellular component: membrane.